Molecule: messenger RNA, 987 nt
Organism: Exophiala spinifera
Lineage: Eukaryota; Fungi; Ascomycota; Eurotiomycetes; Chaetothyriales; Herpotrichiellaceae
Product: pyridoxine biosynthesis protein pyroA
Exons: 1
Coding region: 1-987 (328 amino acids)
Biological process (GO): pyridoxal 5'-phosphate biosynthetic process; amino acid metabolic process; pyridoxine biosynthetic process
Molecular function (GO): amine-lyase activity
Source: RefSeq, a predicted model, not a curated record
AUGGGCGACAACAGCACCAUGCCGGUACCUUCUUUGACUGCUGCGGCCUCGGCCUCGGCGUCCGCCACAACGUCCUCCUCCGCUGCCACCGCCGCCACCACGCCUUCGUUCACCGUCAAGGCCGGGCUGGCACAAAUGCUCAAGGGCGGGGUGAUCAUGGACGUGGUGAAUGCCGAACAGGCACGCAUAGCUGAAGAGGCGGGAGCUUGCGCGGUCAUGGCGCUGGAGCGUGUGCCGGCCGACAUCCGCAAGGACGGCGGCGUGGCUCGCAUGUCGGACCCGCAGCUCAUCAAGGAGAUCCAGGCGGCGGUGACAAUCCCGGUCAUGGCCAAGGCGCGGAUCGGGCACUUUGUCGAGUGCCAGAUCCUCGAGGCGCUCGGGGUCGACUACGUCGACGAGUCCGAGGUGCUCACGCCGGCCGACGACACGUACCACGUCGAGAAGAGCGGGUUCCGCGUGCCGUUCGUGUGCGGCUGCCGCAACCUGGGCGAGGCGCUGCGGCGCAUCGCCGAGGGCGCCGCCAUGAUCCGCACAAAGGGCGAGGCCGGCACCGGCGACGUCGUCGAGGCCGUCAAGCACAUGCGCACCGUCAACCGCGACAUUGCCCGCGCCCGGGCCGCCCUGGCCGAGGGCGGCGACCUCGCGCUGCGCGCCAUGGCGCGGGAGAUCGAGGUCGACCCAGCCCUGCUGAGGCAGGUCGCCGAGCUGGGCAGGCUGCCCGUCGUCAACUUUGCCGCCGGCGGUAUCGCCACCCCCGCCGACGCCGCCCUCAUGAUGCAGCUGGGUUGCGACGGCGUCUUCGUCGGCAGCGGCAUCUUCAAGAGCGGAAACGCCGCAAAGAGGGCAAAGGCCAUCGUGCAGGCCACGACCCACUUCCGCGACCCCCACGUCCUGGCCGAGUGCAGUGCCGGCCUGGGCGAGGCCAUGGUCGGUAUCAACUGUGGGACCAUGAAGGACGACGAAAAGCUGGCUGGAAGGGGAUGGUGA